Molecule: messenger RNA, 703 nt
Organism: Melitaea cinxia (Glanville fritillary)
Lineage: Eukaryota; Metazoa; Arthropoda; Insecta; Lepidoptera; Nymphalidae
Gene: RpL11
Product: 60S ribosomal protein L11
Exons: 5
Coding region: 82-675 (197 amino acids)
Biological process (GO): translation
Cellular component (GO): cytosolic large ribosomal subunit; ribosome
Molecular function (GO): RNA binding; structural constituent of ribosome
Source: RefSeq, a predicted model, not a curated record
UUUUUGAUUAAUCGAUUUUAAAUCGACAUGUCUAGUUAACAACACUGCUUUGACGUUUAUUUCUUUCAGAAUUUUGUAAUCAUGGCGCGUGUACCACCGCCAGCAAAUCCUGCACUCAAAAAGGAUAAGAAGGAGAAGAAGCCUCCUAAAGACAACUCCAAAAAUGUUAUGCGAAAUCUGCACAUAAGAAAAUUGUGUUUGAACAUCUGUGUCGGUGAAUCUGGAGACAGAUUGACACGUGCUGCUAAAGUGUUGGAACAACUGACUGGCCAGCAGCCUGUUUUCUCUAAGGCUAGAUACACUGUCAGGUCUUUUGGUAUACGUCGUAAUGAAAAAAUUGCAGUACAUUGUACUGUCCGUGGAGCUAAGGCUGAGGAGAUCCUCGAAAGAGGAUUAAAGGUCCGAGAAUACGAGUUGAGACGUGAUAACUUCUCUGCUACUGGUAACUUCGGCUUUGGUAUUCAGGAGCACAUUGACUUGGGUAUCAAGUAUGACCCAUCUAUUGGUAUCUAUGGUCUCGACUUUUAUGUCGUUCUUGGAAGACCAGGAUUCAAUGUCGCCCAUAGGAGACGUAAGACUGGAAAGGUUGGGUUCCCACACCGAUUGACGAAGGAAGAUGCCAUGAAGUGGUUCCAACAGAAAUACGAUGGUAUUAUCCUUAACAGCAAAAAGUAAAAUAAGUAAUAAAACUUUAUAAAUUAAA